Drosophila suzukii is the source of this 1476-nucleotide messenger RNA. Lineage: Eukaryota; Metazoa; Arthropoda; Insecta; Diptera; Drosophilidae. The record is from RefSeq and is a predicted model, not a curated record.
UUUGACACUCAUUGGCUGCUGGCCCAUGGCAUUCGAUCGUGCCAACAGGAUGCCAAAUCAUCUAAACGAAGGAUCUAUUGUAUACCUAGUAAUUAAAUGUGAUUUAAGCCAUGUUGAUACAGCUGAUAGUUGGAAAAUCUGCCGAAUGACUGGCAGAAGUGAUGAAAAUGUGCUGGCCAUAAAAUGUUCUUAACUUAAUCGUAAAACGCGUCUUAUAGGUUUUUUCGCCAUUACUUUUGGCGAUUAAUUGCGUUGCGUUCGAUCAUCAUGACAAAGCGAUUCGUUCACUUCCAUAAAUUUGCAUAGACACUGUUUUAGAUGUGGUAAUAUUUGCCGGUAAAAAAAAGUUAGCAGAUUUGAUUCCUGAUUAAAACCAAAAACCUGUUUCUAGCGUUUUGUUACAUAUAAAAGAGACAAAAAUACCAGUAAAUAUUUGCGAAAACUAAGAGGCUCGAUGUUGUAUGAAUGAAUCUAGCCAAAUCUAGUGGUAAACAUCUACUCAAGGUUUCAGAUUUUGUUAAAUAAUGUUUGUUCUCUCCUAAAAUAAUACCAGAAACAAACCUUUUUCCAAUUUCAUUAACGUUCAGUCAUUUGCCUUUUACACUUAGCUCCCUUCAGGCAAAAAAAGUUUUAUGAGUAUUUUAGACGAAGUGGGUGUUUCCUAUUUCGUCAAGCUUCCGUGCACGUUCAUUAUCUGCAGAUUUAUUACAGGUCUUAAGUUUUUUGUGGUCAUUCCAGGGCAAUCAAAAUUUAAAAAUAAUAUAAAGAAGACCAGAAACUUUGGUUUGAAAUGUCCAGACCGGCUGUAAAGGAACGUAAGCCCAGGAUAAGGAGUAAUACCAAGGUGGAAUACCAGACCAGGAGACAUUCGAGUUCAAAGAGUUCCGACAGCGAGCCGAGUGGUUCGGGGAAGUAUCUAAAAAGUUUGCAGAUAGGCAGCGAUUCCACGGAAACCCUGGGUCUGGAGCCCAGUGCAUCUAGUUUGCAGUAUCGAAAUUGUAGUCCCUCGGAUAAUGGCUAUGAUGCGGGUGCCGAUACCGAUGAUGCCUGCGAUGAUGGAUUGGAUGAGACCGCACUUAUGUACUUGAAGGCCCAAAGGCGACCCCCUCAAACAUUGAACUCCUUUGUCCUGCCGGAACCGAUUCCAUCCCACCGUUUUGGUGGAUUCCUUCGUCUUCUGGCCCGCAGUUUGCAUCAAUGUUCGAUGGGGAUAGCCGCAGGAUUUGGAUUGAGUCGCCAGCAGGCAGCCUGGUACAAGAACUGCUGGCAAAGUCCGGGUUCCCAGCCAAAGGGUAUCCAUCUAAUGGGACAGUUCUCCGAACCUGGUGCGAUUUCAAAGACCCCAACCAAGCCGCGAAGUACUGAAAGUUCCACAACUUUGUAAAAUAUAAUGCAUUCCGAAGAUUCUUUCAAAGAUUAUAAGCUAUUUGUGUGAAGCAUAUGGAAGUUGAAUAUGUAAUAUUUAGUUAGUUUAAC